Messenger RNA from Anoplophora glabripennis (Asian longhorned beetle), 1172 nucleotides. Its product is annotated as phospholipase A1-like. The coding region runs from base 66 to 1061 and encodes 331 amino acids. The transcript has 5 exons. Gene Ontology annotation, molecular function: lipase activity. Lineage: Eukaryota; Metazoa; Arthropoda; Insecta; Coleoptera; Cerambycidae. The record is from RefSeq and is a predicted model, not a curated record.
UUUUGUAACAAAUGCAUAACAUAGUAAGUAGACAUUUCGACAAGUGAAGAAGUUAGCGGACUAAAAUGGCUUAUUAUUCUUGUUUAUUUAUUUUGUCAAUUUUUGUAGGCUUAGCCCUCUCAGAAGAUAUUAAAGAUCUGAACUUCAGUGAGUUACUGCAGUUAGCUCAAGAUGCGUCUCGUCCGGGAUUAGAAUGUGUUAAAGAUGACGAAGUGACGUACCUCCUUCUCACCCGAUCUUUGAGAGAAGGCAAAAUAGUAACAAAUGAAACUAAUAUUGAUUUAGAUAAACCUACUAAGAUCAUCAUACACGGGUGGAUAGCCAAUAUGAGACGAUCUUGGUACAAAGUUAUAACUGAGGAGUUUCUUAAAAAUGGUGACUACAACGUUGUUCAAGUAGACUGGGAAAAGCCAGCUAGGUCUGCGUAUGUCUCCUCCGCCGCCAAUGCCAAAUUUAUUGGUAUGAACAUCGCCAAAUUCGUUACCAAUGCUAAAAUUCCACCACAAAACAUUCAUAUGGUGGGUCAUUCUUUAGGGGCCCAUAUUGCUGGAUUUGCUGCGAAGCAAAUAUACCAGACAACUAAUUCUAAAGUUUCACGAAUUUCUGGCUUAGAUCCUGCUGGUCCCUACUUUCAGGAACAUAUUCUAGAUAAACAGGAAAGAUUGCAUAAGAAAGACGCCGAUGUUGUCGAUGUCAUGCACACCGAUGGAGGGGUUUAUGGCAUAGCUUUUCCAUUAGGAACAGUAGACAUAUACGUCAACAAUGGCAGAGCGCCGCAGCCAGGCUGCUCAAUCGAUUUUAACGUUAACUCUUUUGGAGGACUUGUAGAAAAAUUUUUCUGCAGUCACGCCAGCAGCAUUGAAUAUUUCGCUGAAUGGAUAAAUGAUGGAAAAUUUCAUUGUAAACUAUGCAGUUCCUGGACAUAUUUUGUGAUAAACCUAUGCCCUAAGACACUUGACUUGAGAGAAGAAGAAGUUGACAGGAACGUCACUGGGAUUUGUGCCACAAGAACAAAUCCAGUAAAACCAUUUCUGGAACACGGAAGCACUUCUGAAAAAUAAUAGAAAUUUGCUUUAGUAGAAAUGUUAGAGAAUAAUUAUACACUGAAAGAAAUGCGUUUUAUUCUUUAUUAGAAUUUUAUAUACCAUUAUAAGACCAUUGUAUACUAUAUG